GUUGAGGCUAGAACAAUACAGAUGGCGUGGAUCAUCCCAGGGCGGCAGGCCACCAGUAGCUGAUGGGACCAGAUGAUUGGCAAAUUGGAGGCCAUGCCAUCUGCCUCGUGUAUGGUGGAUAUUCUUUCUACACGUCCUUCGUCUUCCAUCUUCCUUUUCGUGGAUAAGAUUUGCCAUUACUUCUGAAUCGUGAAAAAACAGGAGAAGAACUGGAGUUUCGAUUCGAAGAAGCCGAAAAUGGAAGUGGGUUUGUCUCUAAAUGCACUGGUUAGGCUUCCCUUAUCAAACUCCUCAAGAACACAUGAAGAUGGGCUGGCUAAGCACUCACUGUUCUCUACUAGAACAUCACAAAAACCUCUUCAGAGGCAAACAGGGCACUCUUUAUUGGUAGUUAAAGCUAAAGGAAAGAAAGGAAUGCAAGCACGUCAGUUUCAAAGGCCUCCAACACCGUCCCUGCCCAAGAUUGAAGAUGAUGGCAAUCCCAAAUUUGUUAUCUUCAUUCGCAUGGCUAAUGUUUAUCUUUGGUACCCAUUAAGUCUUGUAACGGGUGGCACAACUGCUAAAAUCAUGGUUGCUGCGAAAGAUAAUUUUCUGGGAAAAUAUAUCUACAAAGACACACUCGCUAGAAAUCUUGCAGCAGUUAUUUACAGAGAUGAGAAGGAGAUACAGAAGACAGCAUUUAAACAAUAUCGUGUAUUGCAGUCAGCGACUGAGUUCAGAUAUGGUUACAAACUUGUUGAAAACGGUAAUGUGAGGGCUGCCCUUUCUACCACAGAUGUGAUUGAGCUUCCAACACAAGACCAACUCAAAACAGUAGUUGAUAAAGUGAAAGACUUCUUUGGCGAUGCAAAAGACUCUUUUGGAAAGCUUACUGCUCUAAAUUCAACUGCAACUGAGGAAGCAGAGGAAGUUCCCAAAGAAAAGGCCAAAGUUAAAGGCAGAAGGUGAAGGGGCCUUACGCUUGACAAUGUCAAAGGAGAUUGCUUCUGUGAAAUGAAGCUUCACAGUGCGUACAAAGUCAGACAGUGAGGCAGCAUGAGCCACAAAUAUACUGCAUGGUUUGGUUUAUAGAUUUUCUAUCUUCAAACCAGAAUUUACAUAACCUUUUUCAUAGCCCUUUCUAUGCAUUUAUGAAAUAUGUCAUGCUUGAAUUUGUUUGAAUCAAUAAAUUUUGUUAUGUUUUUUUCCGC
Molecule: messenger RNA, 1190 nt
Organism: Hevea brasiliensis (rubber tree)
Lineage: Eukaryota; Viridiplantae; Streptophyta; Magnoliopsida; Malpighiales; Euphorbiaceae
Product: protein HHL1, chloroplastic
Exons: 6
Coding region: 238-948 (236 amino acids)
Source: RefSeq, a predicted model, not a curated record